Messenger RNA from Populus trichocarpa (black cottonwood), 691 nucleotides. RefSeq lists its product as uncharacterized. The coding region runs from base 131 to 562 and encodes 143 amino acids. The transcript has a single exon. The record is from RefSeq and is a predicted model, not a curated record. Lineage: Eukaryota; Viridiplantae; Streptophyta; Magnoliopsida; Malpighiales; Salicaceae.
GCUCACGCUGACAAAACUCUCCUAUUUCAAUGGCAUCUCCAAAAGAGAAGUUCCUCCUUGUUCCUUUGUUUCCCGUCUCCUCAAAAUGAUCCCUAAAAAGCAUGAUGCCUAGAUUCCCAAAAACCCUCAAAUGUCAUCGGCUUUUCCUGUGAUAUGUAUCCUCCACUCUCUCAUAGCCAUAACAAGUGGAACACUCAUGAUGUUCCACAUGAAGGAAAUCUACACCUUCACACAUGGGAAUGAAACUGCAACGAUUCUGAUGGGGUCUACACCACAAGACCAGCUCCUGAUCCGGACCUCUGAUUCAUUUUCUGGGCUGCUCCUGUUUGCUAUUGGGUGGUUGAUUUUCAUGGUCUCUUUUAUCAAGGACGGAGAGUUUCAAUAUUUCUUUGCAAAAGGGUGUACGCUUCUUCAUGUUUUCAUGGCUAUUUGGAGGGUCAACUUUGAGAGGAGAGUUGAGGUGUUGGCUUGGGAUUGGCUGAGACAGACAGUUGGUGAUAUCUUAUUGGGUCUAUCUUGGGUUCUCUUUCUUGUUUAUUCUUGGAGAGAGAAGUAUGAUUAGGGUUAAUACUUUUUUUUCUUUAAUCUUCAUAUUCAGGGUUUUCUUUCCUUUUUCUCCCCUUCUCUAUACAUAGAGUGUAAUUUUCCUUCCAUGAAAUAUAUAUGGCCUCGCCCUACCUUAAGUGAACAA